Molecule: messenger RNA, 3000 nt
Organism: Nerophis lumbriciformis (worm pipefish)
Lineage: Eukaryota; Metazoa; Chordata; Actinopteri; Syngnathiformes; Syngnathidae
Source: RefSeq, a predicted model, not a curated record
AUGCCGGGCGACGCGGACGCCGGUGUCCCGGCGGCUCCGCCCCCGGCGCCGCCUCCGCCGCCGGCCCCCGCGCCGAGCAGAAAGAAGCGUCGGGUGCGCAGCUUCUUCUGGAAGCCCAUCCCCGAGGAGAAGGUCCGGCAGCGGCCCAACAUAUGGACGCUGGCGGGACGGCGCCAGCGCUAUCAGAUCGACGCGCGCUCCGUGGAGGAGCUUUUCAGCCAGAAGGAGGAGGCGGGGACGGGCGGCCUAGGGGCGGUGCCCCGCGCUCCCGGUUCCCGCCCCCGAGCCUUUAAAGAUGUCGCCAAGGAGGGGAUGAGCAUCCUGGACUCCAAGAGGGGAAUCAAUGUCGGCAUAUUCCUCAAGCAGUUCAAAAAGUCCAACGCACGUAUUGUGGAGGACAUCCGGCAAGGAAGCGGCGGCGGCGCCUACGGAGCGCAACCCCUCAAAGAUUUGCUCAAGCUGCUGCCCGAUGCCGACGAGACGGCGAAGCUGCGGGCGUUCCGAGGCGACCCGGACAAGUUGCCGCUGGCCGACUCUUUUAUGUUCCUGCUCAUCCAAGUGCCGCGGUUGGAGGUGCGUAUGGAGGCCAUGGUGCUGGGCGAGGAGUUCGCCCCGUCGUGCGCGCUGUUGAGUCGCGACGUGGACGUGCUACGCGUCGCCGCCGGAGAGUUAAUGGGCUGCGAGGAGCUCCACGCCAUUUUGCACCUGGUGCUGCAGGCCGGAAACAUCCUGAACGCGGGAGGCUACGCCGGCAACGCGGCGGGCUUCAAGUUGUCGUCGCUGCUCUCGCUGGCCGACACCAAAGCCAACAAGCCGGGGAUGAACCUUUUGCACUUUGUGGCCAUGGAGGCUAAGAAAAAGGACGAGACACUGUUGAAGUUGCCAGAAAAACUUAGCCAUGUCCAGAGUGCAGCCAGGAUCUCCGUGGAGAACACAGAGCUGGAGUUGUCGUCCUUGUCCGCCCGGAUCCGAAUGCUGGAGGAGAAGACGCGGGGAGACUCGGACUUGUUGCGUCAACUGGAGCCUUUCCUGCAGAGUUCGUCUCGGACGCUGGCGGAUCUGAACCGUCGACAUCAGGAGCUUCGCCGUGAAGGGGAUGCGCUGGUGGACUUCUUCUGCGAAGACAGGGAUGCCUUCAAGUUGGACGAGGGAUUCCGCAUCUUUCAUGACUUUUGCGUCAAGUUUCAGAAAGCCGUCCAGGACAACGCGCAGCGUGAGCUAAAGGAGGCGGCCGAGCGGCGUCGCCUCAAGGAGCUGGAGGGAAAGCGGAUGGCAUGGUUGGAGACGGCCGGCGGGGCGUUGGCCAGAAGCGGGAGCGAGAACGACGUGGGGACCCUCAAUGAGGGAGCUCUCCUUGACUUCUUACGUGGGCGCUCCGGUAGUCCGCGCGCGUCGCCGGCUCGCUUGUCCGGCGCCAGACGACGCGUGGCAGACCAAGAACUGCGUGGCUACCCAGAGCUUUUCUAUAACAGCCUUCCCCGGUCGGGACGCAAAAGUGCCGCUGGUGCCGAAAGCCCCCUCUCUAAUGACCCGCGUGCCCUUAGCGGCCGCGUGAACAUCAACGUAGAGAAGCUCACUUUGGUUCCUGGUCCGCAAUCGUUUCAAUUCCAGAAUCCAAACUUUUGGACUGAACCGGAAACGGAGAGAAGACCGCUUUCAGAGAAUCUCGACGACGCGCUUCAGGAAGUGCCGAUAGAUCCCAAAUCCUCCAUGACCUGCCGAACCGUCGGACCACUCGCCGGGUUCCCCGACGCAGACCAAGACCGGUUGGAAGACGGUAGCGGCUACUCGUGUGCCCUUAACAGCCGUGUGAACAUUAGCGUAGAGGAGCUCACUUUGGUUCCCGGUCCACAAGCAUUUCACCUUCAGAAUCCAAACUUUGGGACUGAACCGAAACCAGAGAGAAGUUUGCCUUUGGAGAAUCUCGACGACGCGCUUCCGGGAGCGCCAAUAGAUCCUUUGACGACAGAGACUGAGACUAGCUCCGUUUCCUCUACGACCUGCGAACUCGUCGGCCCCCUCGCUGGGUUCUCCGACGACCAGCAUGCCCUUAACGGUCGAGUGAACAUCAACAUAGAGAAGCUAACUUUGGUUCCCGACCCGCAGAAUCCAAACAUAUGUCCCGAACCGGAACCAGAGAGAAGACGACUGUCAGAGACUCUCGAUGACGUAGUUCUAGGAGAGGUUCUAGACGCCGCUUCCUCCACGAAUGAAGACACCUCACUACCCUUGGACACCCCGUCGUCCAGUGGGAAGCUAGUGUCGAACUCCCCGGACUCUGACGAAGCGGACCGCUCCGUCGUCUCCCGAGCGGACAACCUCGGAAAGCUCGCUACUCCUGACCCUCUCCCGGUGGGCGUCACGGAGCGAGGAACCCUGAUCUCAGACGUCACCUUGGCAAAAGAGACUCAUAGAUGCAGGGGUGGACCACUACGUCCACUACGUGACGGCAGAGACGUCGCACGCCGUAACGUCGUGCGAACGUUAACCGACAGCGAAAGCCAAAAUGCGCGGAAAGCCGUCGGCCGCCCGGCCGGGACAACCCCAGACCGAGGAGCCCCGCCGAGAGGGCGGCGCCAAAAACCUCCUGAUGAUUCUGAAGCCCAGAGACGGAGCGGUGUCGCUGGAUCCCCGUGUGCUUCAGCUAACCCGAGGAAGAUCGCUUCGGUCAAUAAGCCGGCCGCCGACCCACUGAGGAACAUCCCCAAGCCGGCGCCCGAGGAGAAGAUGUGCCGCUCGGCCCGCGUGGCGUCAGCAAACGGCGGCGUGCGUUCGCCAGCCCGCAGGGAUUCGUCCGAUGUCCCCGGCUUCGCCCGCAGCACAGUGGCUUCAUCUUGCCGGACUAAGAGGGAUGAGUUAGCACCUUCCGCCGCCCUCGUUCGACACGCGUCGGUCAAGCAGAGUAAAUUAGCGUCCGGCGAGGAGCGCCGCACUCCGCGGAGAGCGCAUAGCGUCAAAGCUAGCAGUCGGAGCGGUAGUACCAAACCCAUCUGGAAGUAA